AUGAAGACUGCCCUGGCCCUGUGUCUGCUGGUUGCUAGCCUCUCCCUCACGCUCUCAUUGGAUUACAAAGCUUUGAACCAGUUCCGUAAAAUGAUCUUGUGCGUGAUGCCGGACAGCUGGCCUGCCCUGGAUUACACGGACUACGGAUGCUUCUGCGGGUAUGGCGGCUCCGGGGCCCCAGUGGACGACCUCGACAGGUGCUGUCAGGUGCAUGACCAGUGCUACUCUGAUGCCAUGCAGCACCCUGACUGUUGGCCCAUCUUCGAUAACCCGUACACCGAGCUGUAUCACUACAGCUGCGACAAGGACAAGAAGAAGGUCUCCUGCCUCAGCGCCAAUGACGAGUGUGAGAUGUUCAUCUGUGAGUGCGACAGAGUUGCGGCCGAGUGUUUUGCUCGAUCUGAGUGGAACCCGGAGCAUGAGCACCUGCCCAGUGACCAGUGCCACUGA
Molecule: messenger RNA, 450 nt
Organism: Knipowitschia caucasica
Lineage: Eukaryota; Metazoa; Chordata; Actinopteri; Gobiiformes; Gobiidae
Source: the annotation of a GenBank genome assembly